This is a messenger RNA of Heterotrigona itama, 3986 nucleotides long. The record is from the annotation of a GenBank genome assembly. Lineage: Eukaryota; Metazoa; Arthropoda; Insecta; Hymenoptera; Apidae.
GUUUUAUCCGUUUUAUCACACAACUAACUGUUAAAUUGAUAAGACACUGGUUAGCGUUUUAGAAACUAUGUAUCUGAAAUCGUAUGUUGGAGGUUGAAGGGAAACCGACAGCAGGAUGAUCUGCAUUCGUAAUGUUCAUUUAUUGUCAUGACAUAUACGAUUAAUGAUGUCUCUACCGCAUGGGAGCAAGGUUAACGUCGAUUACAAAGCACGACUAGAACACAAGUUAUACCUGGCUAGAGAAAAUCCAGAACCAAUAUUUGAUGUGUCUGAAUGUGCUUUGAAACAUGUACCCUCUGGUAUCUAUUCAUUAUGUAAAGUAUUUAGAAAGAAGGUGCUACUGAUGUAUAAUAACAAGUUAACUUCACUUUCGGCUGGAGGUGCCUUAAGCGAUUUAUCAUUACUUGCUGUAUUAGAUAUUCAUGGAAACGAAUUUACUCAUUUACCAUCAGACAUAAUGUGUCUUGCUUCUCUCAAGGAACUUUAUUUACAAGACAACAAUAUACGAAAACUGCCAAAUGAAAUAGUAAAUUUAAGUAAAUUAAACAUAUUAAACGUUGCAAAAAACAAGUUGAAACAGUUGCCAGAGGCAAUGGGAAAUUUAAAGCAUCUUGCUAUAUUAGAUAUUAGUUAUAAUAAACUUCAUAAACUUCCAAAAUCUCUGGGUUAUGCACAACAAUUAACAGAAUUAAACAUUAAUGGAUUAAACUUGUUAUAUCCACCUCAAGAUAUUUUAAAUGGAGGCACAAUAGUAAUUAUAGCAUUUUUAGCGAAUGAAAUUGGUAUUAAAUAUUCACCAGAAGAACCUGAUUCUAAAACAAAUUUAUCAAGAAAUAUAAAUUUUGAAGAUAUACAAGGAAUAUAUCAAAAUAAAAAUAAUGAUGUACAGGAACACCGUCAAACUGCAUUAUUGGAAGUAGAAAAGCAUAUCAAGCAACAACAAGAAUAUGAGAUGGAGAUGCAAUUAAUGUUAAAAAAACAUAAGAGAAAGCUUUUGGAAGAUCUUGCUCUACAGCAAACUCAAUUACAACAUGAAUUACAAAAAGUACAACAAGAAAAAGAUUCUAACAGAGCACGCUUACUUUCCUACAUUUAUAAUGCUGAGAAAGAAGCAGAUAAUGUUAUCAAAGAAUUUUUAAGAAAUAGUGAAGAAGAAAGACAAACUCAGGCUGAAUUAUUAGAGCAAGAAAAACAAGAAGAAAUGCAAUUAUUAUCUUCUUGUCACACAGAACAAUUUAUGUUUCGCACAAAGGAUACUCUUUUUUCAAUGGAGAAAUUACUUGAAGAAGAACUUCAUAAGACUAGAAAGUUUGAAGAACAUAGCAAGUAUAGAGAUUAUACUGCGCAGUCUUUGCUCACAUUAGAAGUAAGGAAUAACGAUCAUUUAGCACAAAUAAUGCAAAAUCAAGAAGAAAAAAGACAAGAUUUAAUUGACACAUUAAAACAAGAUGAAGUUUUACAGAAGGCUGCUGUUGCAGCAUUACUAGAACGUAGCGAUGCACGUUGUUGGAGUAUUGUACAACAAGUCAAUUUGGUACAAUCGCAAUUAGCUGCACUUACAAACAUUGAACUAGAGAGGAGAAAAUUAGAAAUUAACCAGCAACUCAAUGAAAUAGCUGAAAAAAGAGUAGCCUUGAGUGCUAUUCUAAUGAACUUAUUAGAACAACAGAAAAACAGAAGAGAUCAACUUCUAGAAACAAUUAAUACGAUAGAACAACAACGUUGUAUUAAUAAUUCUAGAAAACAAAGUCAAUUUUGGUUAAUGCAAUAUCAGUCUUUAAUGGAAACACGUCCUCAAGGUUUAUUGGAAAUGUUAGAGCCGACAUUAGUGCGACAUGUUGCAAUAGCAGGUGCAUUACACUGUUUGCCAUUUCUAGCUUCCUUGCCAUCAUUACUUCCAGAUCUUAAUGAUGAACAAUUAAAAACUAUUGGAAUACAUUGUGAAAAUGAUCGCACUGCUAUAAAACUUGCAGUUGAAAAUUAUUUAGCAGAAUUAAAACUCAAUGAAUCUAGAACACCUAUAACACCUUCUGCACCACCAGAAGAAGCUUGUACAAGUUUUAACUAUCAAGAAUAUAAUGCUACUCAGAGCAUCAAUACUGCCGAAUGUGUAAUUUGCCUUGAUUUACAAUGUGAAGUAAUUUUUCUACCAUGUGGACACCUUUGUUGCUGUUCAGGUUGUGCAAAUAUGAUUUCUUCAGAUUGUCCAAUGUGUAGAAGUGUGAUAGAUCAUAAAAUUCACAUUGUAAAGCCUUAAAAUAUGAAUAUUUUUUUGUAAACAAUUCCAGUUAAAUAUCAUUUGUCUAUUAGUUUAACAGUACGUUAACAAAUUACUAUUUCAAAAUUUAUAUGAAAGAAUGUAACGAUAUAUAUCCAUAUACUUUAGCUAUUUCCAUCUACAAAAAGAAUAUUUCAUAAAAGUAUAAAAUUUAACCAAUAAAAUUUUUUUUAAUUACAUAUUUCUUCCAUUUAGUAAAUUAUUUUUGUAUUAUAUUCUUAUUUUUUUUUAAAUUACAAUUAUUGAAAAAAAAUUUUAGAAACAAAAUUUAGUUAUACAAACAACACAAUAAUGAUAAUUUAUAGAGAUACGAGAUGUAUAAUAAUAUUUAAGAUAGAUUAAAAUUAUCUAACUUUUUUAUUGUAUCUACAGCAUAAAUAAGAAAAUAUUUUAAAUAUUUGAAAAUGAAAGAAUAGAAUGAGUUGCAUUUAUUAACACUUGACUACAAAUAUUCACUUUUAUAUGAAAUGGUCACUGACAUAUCUGUAAAUACAAUAGCUUUACAGUAUUGUGAAAAUUACAAUUUUAAUCUAUAAUGGUAGUUAAGAGUUAAUAAUGCAAAAAAUAAAAAUAAAAAUAAUAAGCAAGCUUUUGUAAAUGAUAGUUUAUAUAAGAAAAUUUUUUUAUAAAAAUUCACUUUCCAAAUGCAGUAUCUUAAAAGCAUUCAUUAAUAAAACAUUUACAUUUUAUCAAUGUAUAUAUAGUCUUUAAGCAAAUAUUGUUAAGCUUAACGAAUAAAAAAUUUAAAAAAGAUUUGUUUUGAAGAGUUUAAGAAAAUCUAAGGAAUAUUUGAACUAUUUAAAACAUUACAAUCUCUUUUAUACUAAUAUAUUUCACUUUUUAUUUUAUAAUAAUAAAUAGAGACAUGUGACAAAUCUGAUAGACUUAUACAAUAAUUGUGUAAAAUAUAUGCUUACUUUUAUGCAUUAUAAUUUAUAUAUUUAAUAUGUAUUAAAAAACCAUAACUUCUCUUCCUCCAUCCUCCUCCUCUAUUACAUCAUCUCCAUCCUUUUUCUGUUGCUUUUUUUUAGAUGUUGCAUCUUUCUUUUCUUUUUGAGCUUUUCGGAAAUUCUCUAAUGAUUCCUGCAGUGGAUCAACAAAUUGGUCAAAGUCAAUAUCAUUCAUUGCUUGAAUAACAUCUUGACCACUUAUUGUUUUACGAUUUCCUUUCUUAGCUAUUAUAUUUGCAGAUGAUGUUAAAUACAAUAUAAAAAUUGAAGAUGCUUUUGCUACUGCAGUUCUAGCAUCUUUGGCAAUUGUAACUCCUUCUGGUAAUGCUUCUUUUAUAAUCCUUGUUACAACUGCAUUUGGUAAAUUAAGAUCUUCGAGUCUUUCUGCCAUCUGAUUUACUUAUUUAUUCUACAGAAAAUUUUCUAAAAAUUUUGUUCUAAAACUUUUAUUACGUCCUAGCUAUUUAAUAAUCGGUUUAUACUAAAAUCGUAUUAAAAUAAAAAUUUUGGUAUGCGAUUUCUUCUUAUUUCCCGCCAAUAUGUCUAACUGGAUAUAUAUUCAACAGAAAUUGAAAAUAUAAUGCACGUGUAAUAAUUCACAUAGAAAAGAAACAAUAAAAUGUCACAGGCAUGUGAAAUUUUGCAGCAUUUGCACUAAAUUCAAACAAAUAAUGUCAACAAUCAUACUUCUAAUUUCAAGUGCUACAACUACAAAUCGAGUUUUCAAGUGAUAUAACGCAUAGUAUAACAAAUCUAGA